Paralichthys olivaceus (Japanese flounder) is the source of this 594-nucleotide messenger RNA. RefSeq names its product ss18, like 2 (gene ss18l2). The record is from RefSeq and is a predicted model, not a curated record. NCBI's taxonomy places the organism in Eukaryota, Metazoa, Chordata, Actinopteri, Pleuronectiformes, Paralichthyidae.
AAUGCAAACAACAGCCACGCAGUUGUCCGUCGGGCGGAAGCGGAAGCAGUGAGGGCAGAGUCCUGUUCUAAACACAGAGCUAAUGGAAGCAGGCGGCGAACUGAGACGUCACCAACAUGUCCAUCGUGUUUGUGCCAAAGAAACUACGAGGAAAAGCCAAAAUCAACCAGGAGACGAUACAGAGGCUGCUGGAUGAAAACGACCAGCUGGUCAGAUGUAUCACAGAGUACAUGCAGAAAGGUCGAGCGGUGGAGUGCGUCCAAUACCAGCAGAUCCUGCACCGCAACAUCGUCUACCUGGCCACCAUAGCUGAUGCCAGCCCUGACAACACGCCCUCCUCCUCAAAUUCUGCAUCUAACGACGCUCCAGCCUCCACACCAGCGAUGGAUGGAGCUGGACCCACAGGAUGAAGGCAGCCUCUGUCAGUCGAGCGGUGUGUCACACUGAAGACAAUGUUGCACCACAAGGAAAUGGAUUUAUUAUGCUGAGCUGGUUUCAGUAAUGUGACACAUUCUCAAUCACCGGUGUUUCAGAUCAGUGUUUUGUGUUUGAAUAUUCUCUGAAAUGUACAUUAAAACAUCUUUUUUUAAAGGU